Bubalus bubalis (water buffalo) is the source of this 2054-nucleotide messenger RNA. RefSeq names its product thyrotropin releasing hormone (gene TRH). The record is from RefSeq and is a predicted model, not a curated record. Gene Ontology annotation, cellular component: extracellular region. Lineage: Eukaryota; Metazoa; Chordata; Mammalia; Artiodactyla; Bovidae. Gene Ontology annotation, biological process: hormone-mediated signaling pathway. Gene Ontology annotation, molecular function: thyrotropin-releasing hormone activity.
AUGGCCCUGUGUCAGGUAGAAUUGGAGGUACCUCUGAAAGGUGCAGAACAAGUAACAAAGAGGCUAGAGCUUGUGAACCAACAGGCAGAGCAGAGCUCCCUGCCCCUCAUGGCCAGUCUCCCUGGCGUGGUCUGCUCUGUAUCUCUCUGUGCAUCUAUCCGUCUCCAUCUCCGCGUCUGUCCUGUGCGCAUCUCUGUGCGAUUCUCUCAGCAUCUCUGCCUUUGUCCCCUAACCGGCUGUUCUCCUAGACAUCAGACCUUCGAAGCUGGAUGCAGAAACCACCCCGCUCCAGCAUCCCAUUCUGCGGCUCGUGCCUCCUCCUCCAGCUCCUCCGCCCGCCGCCCCCGCCGCCCCUGCGCCCACGCCCCAGAUUUCCGGCGGAGCAGGCAGGCAGGCGGGCCAGCGGGCGGGGUACCCACGGGGCCCGCUGCCGUCAGCGUCCCUUCCCGGCGGCCGCGACCCCUCCGCGCUGACCUCACCCGCGCCGCCGCCUCGCGCAGAUAUAAGCAGCGGCCCCGCGGCGAGGAGGGCAACCGGCGCCCCGGGUCCUACCAGCGCUCCUCGACUCCUGACCCGCCGACCCCAGACCCCGAAUCUCCGGAUCGGAGCCCAGGAUCCCGGACCGGUCCGCGGAGCUCGUGCCGGGCAGACGCCAAGAUGCCUAGCCCUUGGUUUCUGCUAGCCAUGGCUUUGACCCUGACCCUGACCGGUGUCCCUGGAGGCCGCGCACAGCUGGAUGUGGCCCAGCAGGAGGCGGACCUGUCUGAGCAACAGGGCCUGGAAGACCUCCUGCGCCAGGCGGAGCGCCUCCUCCUCCUCCGGGAAGACCUCCAGCGACUGCGAGAAGACCAGGAUGACAGCGUAUCUGAGUCUCAGAUCUUUCAACCCGAUUGGUUCUCCAAGCGUCAGCAUCCUGGCAAAAGGGAGGAGGAGGAGGCAGAUGAGGGAGUGGAAGGAGAAGAGGAAGAAGGAGGGGCUGCAGGACUCCGCAAACGGCAGCACCCCGGCCGGAGGGACGACGUGGCAGCAUGGGCGGUGGACGCGGGUCAGCAGAAGCGGCAGCAUCCCGGCCGGCGUGCCUCCUGGCUUGGGUACGCUGUCACCAAGAGGCAGCACCCAGGCAGACGGCUGGUGGACCCCAGGGCCCAAAGGAGCUGGGAGGAGGCAGGAGAGGACGAGGAUGAGGGUCAAGAGCUGAUGUCUGAGAAACGCCAGCAUCCUGGAAAGAGGGCCCUGGGGAGCCCGUGCGGACCCCGGGGACCCUGUGGCCAAGCCAGCCUUCUGCUGGGCCUCCUUGAUGACCUUAGCCGGGGGCAGGGGGCUGAAGAGAAGCGGCAGCACCCUGGGCGGCGAGCGGCCUGGGCCAGCGAGCCCCUGGAGGAGUGAGCCCCGUUGCCUGUAAACUCAGUUUGUGGUCUAAGAGCAUCUUGAGCCCUGUGCACCCUACCCCCCUGUGACCCCCCUUUCCCCCUCCUCCUUAGUUGCCUGACCAUACUCCCGAGCCCCCAGUUUACACACAUGUCAAACUCUUGGCCUCGCCUGCCUAUAUCAGGGACGUGAGAAAGCCAGCCGAUGAGUUCACACCCUGUGUCACCCCACUCGGCAUCUCUGGCGAGGCGACAGACCCCAGAGUCCCUCUCCCCCACCCCGGCAGGCCUGCUUCCCUCCCUAGCCCUAAGAUGAGCUUGCUGUGUCUUCUAAGGGACCCCCAGAGUGGAACAGGGUGCCACUGAUGUGAGCAACCAGGGAGGGUGGGUGGGGUCCAGAUCCAGCUUCCAGCCCUUGCCAUGUGCCAGGAUUUGCCAUGUAUACACUUCACCCCCGGCACCCAGGGUUUCGUUCUCUUCUGGGCAUCCUUUUGUGGGUAGGAAGAGCCCCUCCCCACAGCUGUGUUCUGCUUGGGAGAAACAUCGUAGGUGGCUCUGUGCUGCGUGGUGGCUGCAGGAAUAAACACGUGCAGGAAUUUGUAAACGUCACCCUGGAAGUCGUGGCUCGUAUGUAUCCUUCUAGGCACCUUUCUCCUAUCCGUGUUAAUAAAACCUACAUCUGGAUAA